Penicillium angulare is the source of this 741-nucleotide messenger RNA. RefSeq lists its product as uncharacterized. Bases 1 to 741 code for a protein of 246 amino acids. The transcript has 3 exons. Gene Ontology annotation, cellular component: cytoplasm; nucleus. The record is from RefSeq and is a predicted model, not a curated record. NCBI's taxonomy places the organism in Eukaryota, Fungi, Ascomycota, Eurotiomycetes, Eurotiales, Aspergillaceae.
AUGAAAUUUUUAUGUUUACCCGGAGGAUACUCCAACUCCAAGGCCCUCCAAACACAGCUUGGGCCAUUUUGUGACGCACUCAGAUCAAAUGGCGAAGCCAACUUCUUCUUCACUCAGGGAACAUCCCCGGUGAACCCACCACCCGAAUUCCAGGGUUUCUUUGGACCACCGCCAAACUAUACAUUCAAUACUGUCGACUUUCCUGAACUCGUGAAGUUCAACAUGAGGGAUUUCCCAAGACGCGAUACCCCCGAGGCAACAAUCAAAUAUGCGAUUCAAAAGGCCGGAAAUCCUACCUUCUCCGCAGUUGCAGCUGCGAUGACUCGAUUAAUUGAUCUUCUGGAUAGCGAUCCAGAAAUUGAGGGCCUCAUCGGUUACUCCGAGGGCGCUGAAGUAGCCGCAAGUCUCAUUCUAGAAGAAGAAAGGCGCAGGAAAGCAUUUGGAAGAAUACCGCGAAUUAAAUGUGCUGUCUUUAUUUGCGGCUGGCCUGCCAAAGAUCCAAUCUCUGGUAGCAUCGUUUUGGCCGACGAUUUCGAUUGCGAACCGAUCACUAUUCCCACUUGUCAUGUUGUUGGGGCAGCGGAUCCGUUCCUGGAUGGAUCUAUGGCGCUUUACAAUUGUUGCGAUCCGGAUACGGCAGACUUAUUCGACCAUGGUGGUGGCCAUGUUAUCCCCCGCAAUAAGCAGACUCUAUCUGAUCUUUCUGAGGUGAUCCGAGAUAUGAUCAUUUCUGUGGCAUAG